UAGAGUUGAUAAACCCUAAAAAUCUCAAACAGCGGUUCUCGCACUAAAAGUACGAUAUUGCCGCCGUAUAACUUGGAUAAUCUCUUCAGCCGCCGUUCAAUUGCAUCGUCUCCACCGAGAGAGAGAAAGAAUAGAUAAAGUAAUGGCUGAAGAAGAAGCUAAGGUAGUGGCUGUAGAAGAACCUAAAGUGAUGGCUGUAGAAGAAGCUAAUAAGGGAUUGGACUACAUACCUGAGGUUAUACUUAAGAAGAGGAAGAACAGAGAUGAGCUUGCCUUUAUCAGGAAGAAACAACUUGAGUUGGGUAAUUUCGGUAAGAAGAAGAAGAAAGUUGCUGAUAUCAAACGACCUGAAGACUUUGUUCUUGAGUUCAGGGCUAAGGAAAUAGAUCUUAUCCGGAUGAAGCAGAGGGUUAAGAGGCCAAGGGCAAUUCCUCCACCAGUAAAAUCAAACCUCGUUUUCAUCAUACGCAUACAAGGCAAGAACGAUAUGCACCCAAAGACCAAGAAGGUGCUUAACAGUAUGCAACUAAGGAGCACUUUCUCUGGUGUAUUUGCCAAAGCAACUGAUGGUUUGUUUCAAAAGCUUCUCAAAGUGCAGCCUUACGUCACUUAUGGGUACCCGAAUGGUAAGAGCGUUAAGGACCUUAUCUUCAAAAAGGGAUACACAAUAAUAGAAGGCAAUCCUGUUCCUCUUACCGACAACAACAUAAUCGAACAGGCUCUAGGAGAACAUGGUAUCUUUUGCAUAGAAGACAUUGUGAAUGAGAUAGCAAGAGUUGGUGAUCAUUUCAGAGAAGUUAUGAGAUUCUUGGGACCCUUGAAACUCAACAAGCCAGAGGCUGGUGUCUUGCACGGGAAGAAACAAGUUUUCAGCGAAGGAGGAGAUACUGGAAAUCGUGAAGACAAGAUCAAUGAUCUCAUCAUCAAAAUGAAUUAGAAGCAUUCAGCAGAGAUACUUUACUAUUUUCCUUUAAAAACUCUGUAUGUCUAAAAACAAACCACUUGAAAAACGCCACUGCAAUUUUGCAUUGUUUUGCUUCAUAAUGAUUUCGUUGGCUUCAGAGCAUAUAUUAUUCACAUGUGAUGCAAACAGAGUAACCAACUACAUAGCGAGUGGAUCUAAAGCUUUGUAUUUUAUCAAC
Messenger RNA from Eruca vesicaria subsp. sativa (arugula), 1142 nucleotides. Lineage: Eukaryota; Viridiplantae; Streptophyta; Magnoliopsida; Brassicales; Brassicaceae. The record is from the annotation of a GenBank genome assembly.